AUGUUUGCGGACCGUGUGGGGAUCCCAUCUUCCCUCCGACCCACUGUACUACGCCAGUUCCAUGCCGCUCAUCCUGGUACCAGCCGAAUGAAGUCUAUUGCUCGCAGUUUUGCCUACUGGCCGGAUAUCGACGGCGACAUCGACGACCUGGUUCGACGCUGUUCUCGAUGUCAGCAAGCUGCCAAGAUGCCGCCUCGUCAACCUCCAAUACCCUGGCAACCACCGGAGAGGCCUUGGUCACGCGUGCAUAUCGACUUCGCUGGCCCACUUAACGGAGUCUCCUACCUAAUCUUGGUUGACGCCUACUCGAAAUGGCCCGAGAUUGCUCCGAUGAAUCCAGCAACCGCAUCUGUCACUGUCGCCUUCCUACGACGCAUCUUUAGCCAACAUGGCUUACCAGAAGUCCUGGUUUCAGAUAAUGGCUCUCAGUUUAAUUCGUCGUCGUUUGAGGAUUUCUGCCGCCAGCACAACAUCCAGCAUCUUCGCUCCCCGCCCUACCAUCCUCAGUCUAACGGGCAGCCGGAGCGUUUUGUCGACACGUUUAAGAGAGCCCUCUUGAAAGCUCGUGGGGAGGGGACCACGGACGAGAUAGUCCAGGCGUUCCUGUUUUCCUACAGGACGACACCGAACCCGGCGUCCCCUGGUGGUGUUUCUCCUGCCGAAGCGUUGAUGGGCCGAAAACUGCGUACAACGUUUCAUGCCCUCGUCCCAACCGGUGCGCAGCCCGCGCAGACUUCUCCAGUUUCUAGCAGCAAGCUCUCCAUCGGAACACCUGACUUCGUUCGUGAUUAUCGAGCGGGGUUCCCAGACUGGAUUGAAGCAACCGUAGUAUCGCACAGAGGCAGUAUGUUGUUUGACGUCGACGUUGGUGAUGACAUCUGGGUUCGCCACCACAACCAGAUCCGACGGCGACAUUGCAGUAACACAACUGGGCUCGAUUCGGCGCCGUCACUCUCUCUCGACAUCCUACUGGAUACCUUCGCCAUUCCGGCAGAUCAGUCGGUUCCCGAACCCACUUCUGCGCCCCCAUCGGAUAUACCAUCUUCGGUAUCAGUUACCGCUCCCGUAUCUCCAGGCACUAAACCACGACUAAGACGCCGGACCAACCGCGUGCGCCGAUCAACACGUCUGAUGCAGGUCAACCCACGCCAGAAGCGGUACUGA
Spirometra erinaceieuropaei is the source of this 1164-nucleotide messenger RNA. The record is from the annotation of a GenBank genome assembly. NCBI's taxonomy places the organism in Eukaryota, Metazoa, Platyhelminthes, Cestoda, Diphyllobothriidea, Diphyllobothriidae.